AUGCAACACAAUAAUGGAUUAAAUAACCAGUUACCUAUUAUUGCAGAAGAUCAGGAACCAGCCAUAAAUGACUCGGAAAAUGGGAAUAUAAAUAACAACAAAAAUGCAAAAAAUUUCAGUAACAAUUCCAAUAAUAUUACUGGAAAUGAUGACAAUCAAAAUAAAGAUAUUUAUAACAACAACGAUACCAAUAUUGUUGAUGAUAUUCUGCAAUCAAUCCCCAUAUCAAGUGAUAACCAGCAGGAACUCAGUGACUCAUCAAAUCUUCAAGGUAGUUUUUUUCCAAGUAUUGCUGAAUAUAUACGUUCAUAUCAUUUUCCUCUGGAGGGUGAUAGACCUGGUGUGAUAUAUGAAGCAAAUAUAAAUGAUUUGAGUCGAAAUAUUCUUGACAAUUUGCAUCUAAGAGAUAGAAACUCAAAUUCAAAUUCAAAUAACAUGAAUACAUCUAAUAGAAACAGUCUUAACUUGGAACAUCAACCUGAUAAUGUAAUAGAUUUUAAAAAUAUAAAUGAUAAAAAUCAAGAAAAUAAUAUCAAUACAACUGACCUAAAAACCCAACUUGAUUUGGCUACUUUAACGCCUUUCGAAUUAGGUUAUGAGCUUGCCUUAGCGCCAGAUAGAGGUCCCCCAUCAUUAUCUUCAAUGUCUCUCGAUCAAUUAUCCUUAGAUGAUAAAGCAUUCCUUGAACAGUAUGAAUAUGAAUUAGCUGUUUUAACAAGAAGAGAAGUUGAUAAUAACUCUGUCAUUAACGAUAACAAUUCUGAUACUGAUGGUAACAGUGAUAAAAAUGAUAACAACAACGGUAAUGAAAAUAAUAAAAAUAAUAAUAGUGACAGCAAUAUUAAUAAUUAA
Messenger RNA from Ascoidea rubescens DSM 1968, 852 nucleotides. RefSeq lists its product as uncharacterized. The record is from RefSeq and is a predicted model, not a curated record. The coding region runs from base 1 to 852 and encodes 283 amino acids. NCBI's taxonomy places the organism in Eukaryota, Fungi, Ascomycota, Saccharomycetes, Ascoideales, Ascoideaceae. The transcript has a single exon.